Neurospora tetrasperma FGSC 2508 is the source of this 1098-nucleotide messenger RNA. RefSeq lists its product as uncharacterized. The record is from RefSeq and is a predicted model, not a curated record. The transcript has a single exon. The coding region runs from base 1 to 1098 and encodes 365 amino acids. NCBI's taxonomy places the organism in Eukaryota, Fungi, Ascomycota, Sordariomycetes, Sordariales, Sordariaceae.
AUGGCCAUAACCCCCAACUACGCCCUCCCCUCGACCGAGCUCAUCAUCCCCGACAACCCCUUCCUCCGCGCCGCCAAGCUCGGUCCCGCUCCCCAGCCUCCAGCCCAUGAAGACCCUGAAGAACGCCCCCAACUCCGCGUCGCGGCUCUCAUCUCCAACCACCGGUGGAAGGCCGGCAUCCGCGGUCCCCUGCGACCGCUUCCCCCGCGCUCCGAAGACGUCCAGGGAGCCUACUGGUACCACGACUGCCCUUACUUCAAAUCCAAGACACACUGGGUCGAGCGACCACUUCACUUGCGUCUUGAACCACCCUUUGCUGUCGUCGAGCCCAGAAAUAACAGCACUAGUAUGAAUUGUAGGAGCAACAACAACAACAACAACAACAACAACAACAACAACAACAACAACAACAACAACAACAACAACAACAACAACAACAACAACAACAACAACAACAACAACAACAACAACAACAACAACAACAACAACAACAACAACAACAACAACAACAACAACAACAACAACAACAACAACAACAACAACUCUGGAGGAGAAGUCCCCCUCGAACUCUGCGACUUGGGGUGCGGCUACCUCGCGCCGCGUGACACCGUUCUGUACAACAGCAAACGCGUCAUGGUCGAGACUUUGGAAGGGUUUAACUUGCUACCGGGCAGAUUCGACGACUGGUUCCUGUCUUGCUGCCAGUGCGGGAACUGGGAGCUAAACCUGCUCAAAGAACACCCGUCGGCGCAGGAUAGCCAUGUGAAGAGAAAAGUGAUUGGGUAUAACUGCUGCGAACACUGUGAGAGACCGGAUGAGAAUAAGUGUGAGUUGUGCUUUUCGUUGACCAAGUACUUGGAGGCGAAUUGUUGGCGGAGUGGGGAGCCGGUGCCUGGUGGUGUGAAGUGGAGGCAUGAGAGGGCGAGGGUGGAGAGGAAGGAGGGCAGGAGCCGGAGUAGGGGGAUGAGUACCUGUCCGGGUAUGACGACCGGCUCGUUGGCUUUGACUUCGGUACCUGUGUCGUCGGCGGCGGCGGGGACGGUGUUGGGGACGGUGAGGGAGUUUGCUAAUGGGGAGGAUGAGGCGUGGGUUGAAUAG